AACCACGGAAUAGUUUUUCCACCACCAGGGCAUCGCGAGAAAAAAAGGAAACUAAAAAAAAGGCCAACAAUUUUCCGAAGUUUUCCGAAGUGAGUGUAAAAGCGAAAACGCCACGGUGUGGGUUGAUAGGAAAAUCGAGUAGGUUCGAGUGUGUGAAGACCUUCUCCCUGGGAGGUCUGGUUCGAAGUGUGUCCUCACGGGGUUUGGUCGGGCGACGGUUGAAAAAUCAAACACAUUUUGAGUCACAUCCACUUGGGGCGUGGGGCAGUUUUUUCCUUCUUCUCUCUUCCCUCGUCUCGUCUGUUCUUAAUCCGUUUACUUCCAUUCCCACACUAACACACAAACGCUCUAUCGCAGCACACGCUCAUCGGGCGGCGGCGGCGGCAACUACCGCGACAUGAACACUAGGCCCGGAGCUAGCGGGAGCAGCAGCAGCAAAAAAAGAAACAACAAACGGGGGCCCGCUCCAUGGGCCGGAUAAUUCGAGUCUGGCGAUCAGUCGUCGCGAAUACUCGCCACCCAGCAGUAACGGGUUUACACAGCGCCCGACAUAGCGCCCGAGAUUGUCGUCCGCGGCCUCGAAAACUAUCGCCCAGCACAAGUGUUAACGUCGUCCGUCCUGAGCCCGCGUGGGUGGUUUGGCGGAGGGGAGGAGUGAGCGUGUCAGUGGGGUGACCAAAACCAAAACAACGGCAAAGGAAGACUUUUGUGUAGAGGAGAGGCCUCGAGCGCGGACAGUAGUGAACGAUCCAUCCCAGUGGACAGGAGGUUGAACAUCUGCAUGUGUGUGUGUGUGUGUGUGUGGGUGGAAAACGGGAAAACACAUAUUGACGGUCGGAAAACACCCCAUUUAGUAAGUGGAAGUGCAUCUCUGUGAGUGUAUGUUUGUAUUUUUGGAGUUUGUUUUCGAAUGUAGGCGCUCCGAUGUCUAGAACUGUUGGUGUGGUGUGCGUUUGAAGUGAUGCUGGUACUCCCAAUGCAAGGUGUUCUGUCUGGUGCAUGUUUCUAGAAAAAAACCGAGUACACAGUACACUAUUACGCGGGGAGAUGACCACUUCAGGCGUGUAAAACCAAAGACAACUUCAAACGAGCUGCUUCUUCUAAACCGGGAACACGUGUGUCGAGCCGUCUCUAUUUACCUUGGGCGAAAGAGCAAAAUUCCCAUGCUCUUUCUUUUUGGCAUCCUAGCAAGCUGUGAAUUUUGAACAGAUGUUGUUGAUGGUUGUGUGGGCAGCAGUCAAUCGGUGCGUGUGAAUUCUUCCUGUACUCUUGUAAGCUCUGUAUGUGUGCGUUUGUGGAUUUUAAGUGAUCUUCUGUAAAUAUACGUUCUAGUUGUGCUGCUCCAGUGUAGAAUAUCGCGUGAUGACUCUCAAUUUACUGGGAGCCAUAAAACAAACCCUGUGAAACAAAACCUCACCAAGCAUAGAAGCGUCAUAUCAGGAUGCGGUCCAAGUCUGUCGCACGACGAUUCGCUCAAGGCAUCAGUGGUGACGAAUCGGACGCAUCCCGUGGACUACCCGUCAAUCUAGAAGUGCCUCCAGGGCUGCAGGUGGUACCGAUGAGCAAGCAUCACGAACACGGUCCAGCUGAUUUCAGCUUGUCCACUUCUCUACAUCAUCACCUCCUACCCACGGCGGAUGAUGUUCGCGAGCGGCUAAAGUUACAGAGUGCGGAACAGUUCCUUCUUCAGAUGGCGAGACUGCAACGAUCACCACCCGAUCUGGACAUCCAGGCGGGAUCGGUUGUGGCGCUCAAAACCAUCCCCAAGGGCACACAGUACGGACCAUUCGAAGGGAAGCUGUUACGUGAGCCAAUGGAUCGACGGUUCGCCUGGGAGGUGAUAGAUUUAGACGUUCGUGGAUGGCUAGACGCCACGCUGGAACCAACGAACUGGAUGAAGCACAUACGCUGCGGCUCCAGUUCGGCCGACGCGAACGUGCAGCACUUUCUGAAAGAUGGUCAUCUGUGGUACGAAGUGAUAUGUGAUAUCAGUCCCGGAAGGGAGCUGUUGCUACGACCAAAGGUUCCUCUUCAUCCGCGCGAUGGACAAGACGAGCGAGGCAGCGAACGUGGCUCGGGCGGUUCCCAGCACAGCGACAACUACGAGGACGAGUACAAUACGUCCAACGAUCUUGACUCUAGUCACUACAACAAGGAGCAGCACCAGCAGCAACAGCAGCAGCACCGUCACAACAGUAGCAGCAGCAACAGCAGCGGCAGAAGCAGCAACGGCAGCAGCAGCGGCAACCGGGCGAACGGUCACGGGCCGGCAGACGACAGUGGCAACGGAAGCGGUGACCCGCACCAUCACGGCGACGUCAAGGAGGAGGACGAGGACGAGCACGGUAUCGACGCGCGGUGUGUCGUCUGUGAUCGCCAGUGUCACGAUAUUGAUCAGCUCGACGAUCAUCUCGUGAUCUCGCACCAUUAUCCAAAGGACGCCUACAGGUGUGAGCUUUGUCCGAGAGCGUACAGCUACAGACCGUCGUUGCUCCGUCACCGGGCGAUCGUGCACGGCGAGCUAAGGCGCUUUCCGUGCGAAAACUGUCCCAAGAACGAAGAUACCGAUGCGAGCACAGCAACAACCCCCAACACUUCCUCAUCGAGCGAACUAUUCAGUUACCUUCUGCAAGCUCAUGAUACUAGGGUUUUUACCGACCCGUCGAACCUUCAGCGCCACAUCCGGACGCACCACGUGGGAGCCCGCAGUCACGCGUGUCCAGAGUGUGGCAAGACGUUCGCCACCUCGUCCGGUCUGAAGCAGCACACGCACAUCCACUCGUCGGUGAAGCCGUUCCAGUGCGAGGUGUGCUUCAAGUCGUACACCCAGUUCUCCAACCUGUGCCGCCAUCGGCGCAUGCACGCCGACUGCCAGGUGCAGAUAAAGUGUAACAAGUGCGGCGACAGCUUCAGCACUACAACGUCCCUGUCGAAGCAUAAGCGAUUCUGUGACUCGACCGCCGUCACCCGUGGCUCACUCCAUCCCGGAGCGCAUCCAUCGCAGCUGCGUCAUCCACACGACCCCUAUCCGCACGGCACACGGUCACAUUCGGGUGGCAGUCAGCCUGGUACACCCGGCGGUAGUGCAGGAGCAUCAGCAGCAGCAGCAGCAGCAGCGGCAAGUGGAGGACCAGGAGCACUUCAUUCGCUACCACCCGGUAUGGCGACGCCACCGAACCCAUUCCUGAUGUUUCCGGGCGCUCCGUUCUUUGCUCCGGGCUUCCGGCCAUAUCCCGGAAUGCCAGGAAUAUUCCCGCCCGCACCCGGGCAGGUUCCUCAGUUCCCGCUGUCCUUCUUUCCAAAGCCGGCCGGACCUGGCCCACUGUCUGAUCAGGAACGCCGCACACCAUCGCCAGCCUCUCGGCAUCUCAGUCUGCUCGAAAGCUACGGCCAGCAGUCGAUGAAGAUCUCUCCACCGACUGGUGAGGAAGCGUCAAACCAUCUGCGUCCCUCACCAGCACGUCCAAUUCCGGUCAGCUUCAACUCGGCGGCGGCAGCAGUGGCAUUGCUUUCGGGAUCUCCCGGCCCGUUGAUGGGCGGCAAUCAUAGCCUGCCGGCGACGGAGCCAAUGCAGCCCGAACGAGGCACCAAUAACAAUCACAUCAAGGAGAACAACAAUCACAAUCAAACGAACGGCACUAGUUCCUACGGUGGACAGACACAGCAGCAACAGCACCAGAGACGAACCUCAAGCCGCAGCAGCUCGGUGACUGCUGUGAAGGAGGAAUUCAACCGCGAGUCUUCGGAUGUUGAAGAAGGAGAGGCUGGAGUUUCUACGAUUCGUGUGAAAAAUUUCUCCACCCGGUCGAAGAAUGCAUCGGGCGAUUCGAGCAAGUCGCCGGCAUUGUCUGAGGAUAGAGGUUCAGUCCACCGUCGGAGAAGUCGCACGGUGGAGGAUGGUGACACGUCUGAAUCCGAGGAGUUUGCUUCUGAAGCCAAGAAGGCAAAGAAAGAUGGAGACACUUCUGGUUCCGCUGAACAACCGUUGGAUCUGAGUCUUUCGAAGAAGUCAAAAAACGACGAUGAAGAUGAUGGAGCUGAGGCGGAUGAAGAGAAGGAUGCUACCGAGGAGAUAGACAACCGUAGCUCCAACCGAAGCCCAACUCCGAUCGAAGUGACUAGCCCAAGGUCCACACCGACACCGUCAGUACCGACGCCCAACUCGUCGGAUGUUCCGCACCAUGAUCUAUCGCUCAGAGCACGUGCCCGCAACAACACUGGAUCUUCAAUUUCUCCGAAAGCUGCGUCUCCACUAGCAGAUGCGUUCACACUACCAAGUCCUUCUCCGUCACUCUCACCACGUCCCUCUCCGUCACCCUCAUCACCGGGAGCCGGAGUCACCGGAGCCGGAGCGCACCAUCAACCCAUCUCCUACCCACGACCGAUCUACCCGCUUCUUCUCGAAGCCAUGUACCACCGUGGACCGGCUGGAAUGAGUGGCUUUCAGCGGCCCGCCUUUAACUUCCUGGACUCGCUGGAAUCGAACCUAGAUCUGCUCAAACGUAGCCGUCAGUACAUGCCCUCGAAAGCGUUUCAUCAAGCGGCAAUGAUGCCACCGGGCUUCGGUGUUGGUGGUGCUGGCCCGGCCGUUCCUGGCAGCGCUGGAGGACCCGUCCCGGCGGGCAAAGUAAAGGAUCGGUAUUCAUGCAAGUACUGCGGCAAGGUGUUCCCUCGUUCGGCCAACCUUACACGCCAUCUGCGUACGCAUACGGGCGAACAGCCGUACAAGUGUCGGUACUGUGAGCGUUCGUUCAGCAUCUCGAGCAAUCUGCAGCGACACGUCCGCAACAUCCACAACAAGGAACGUCCAUUUAAAUGUCACCUGUGUGAGCGUUGCUUUGGUCAGCAGACGAAUUUGGACCGGCAUCUGAAGAAGCACGAUGCGGAUGCGGCCGGGCUUGUGCUGGGUGACUCACCUUCCUCCAACGAAGCGGAACGUGGGGAAGAUGUGUUCUUCGAUGAGAUCCGCUCGUUCAUGGGCAAGGUUACGUACUCGGGCCCAACGUCCUUGCUGCCUGCUGGAGCGGGACUUUCCGGAGCUUCUGAGGUGGAACCGACCCUGAAGGGCGAUGGAGAUGAUGGUGAGAGUAGCGUAUCGGGAAGACGCCGCUAUGCAACUCCAUUGGAUGUGACGGGCGGUGAUGAUGAUGAGGAGGAAGAGGAUGAAGAUGAAGAGGAGGACGCAGCCAGCUGUGACGGUGAGAGUGAUCUGAUUAACAUCGAUUCCGACAAGGAUACGAUCAAUAAUAACGACACGAUCGAGGUUUCUACCUAAAGAUGUAAGGAAAAUGUAUUGCGCACACCGACACACAUACACAUAAACACGCAUGUAAAUAGGCAUUCUGGGGGGAGCUAAUUGGGAGUUUUGCUUUGGAUUUGGUUGCAGCCACUAGUGGCAAGCUGAAGCAUCAAGAAACGACAAGAAUAAUCAAACAUUAGGCAGUAAGAUAUGCGGCACACGAUGCAUCGACGGCGUUUUGAAAUAGAAAGUGAAUGUAUUAGGCUAGAAUUUAUCUAAAAGAUACUGCAAGGAAAAAACUGCGUUUAGUUUUCAAUUGCUUCUGAUUAGAUCGUGAAAUCUGCCCGCUUGGGUUGCACUAUGGGUUAAAUGCACUAUUUUUAAUUUCUCAAUGAGUUUACGUGAACACUUCAAAAGGAAGCUACAGUUGAACCAAAUAUACAAUGGAAGCUUAACCAAAUGGCAAACGCUGGAGACAAGGGAGACUGAUUCGUUGAAGGGAUUGGGCUUUCGUGUUAGCAGAACGCCUCUAUGGUAUGUUAAAUUGUACGAUAGAAAGGUUGUGGAUGCGCGAUCGAGUAAUUUAUUUCUGUCCUAUGUUACGAGCUUAUUGGUUUUACACAAAACAAAUAAAUUAGGCUAAUGCAAAAUCAAACAAACACACACAAAAAACACUGUGAAUAUCUUCAUAAUCAAUGAAUAGUUAAGCAUGGUAGGGUUUAUUCCCCGUUUAGGUUUAUUUGGAUUGAAUACUGUGCACCAUGGUGCAAUUUGAAUGUUUUUCAAUUUAGUUCAAAAUUAGACAAAAAAAAAGGGGGCAACCACGGCACAUAACUCUCCAGUAAAUAGAAUAUAAUCUGUAGACAGUAAGCAGCAAAUUGUUAGUUAGUUUUAAAUUUCUUCUGUAAUAAAGCAUAGUCACACUGAUAA
Messenger RNA from Anopheles coluzzii, 6169 nucleotides. Its product is annotated as histone-lysine N-methyltransferase PRDM16. The record is from RefSeq and is a predicted model, not a curated record. The transcript has 10 exons. Lineage: Eukaryota; Metazoa; Arthropoda; Insecta; Diptera; Culicidae. The coding region runs from base 1442 to 5275 and encodes 1277 amino acids. Gene Ontology annotation, cellular component: nucleus.